Molecule: messenger RNA, 441 nt
Organism: Batrachochytrium dendrobatidis JAM81
Lineage: Eukaryota; Fungi; Chytridiomycota; Chytridiomycetes; Rhizophydiales
Exons: 2
Coding region: 1-441 (146 amino acids)
Molecular function (GO): thiosulfate-cyanide sulfurtransferase activity
Source: RefSeq, a predicted model, not a curated record
AUGCCUUUUUCCAUGACAGCUACUCCACUUGGCAGAUUUGCUGAUCAUAUCAAAACUCUUCAACCCAACGUCAAGGAAAUGACGGUUUCGGAAUUAGAUAAACGUCUUUGUGUCGACCAUAUCCAUGGACCACCCGCUAAUCUGCACAUUCUUGAUGUCAGAGAAACUUACGAAUGGAAUGAAGAUCAUAUUCCCUUUGCCCAUUAUACUGGUCGUGGUAAUCUCGAGCGAGACAUUGAAGGAGUAGUUCCUGAUCUUUACGACGAUGUGGUGCUAUACUGUGCGGGUGGUAUGCGAUCCAUUAUUGCUGCAGACUCGCUUCAAAAAAUGGGAUAUCGCAAUGUGUAUUCCCUUACUGGUGGAAUUGCUGCGUGGAAAAAGGCUUCGUUGCCCAUUGUCAGCAACUUCAAGACUUUUUCUGAGCAAGUCAAGGAUUAUUGA